AUGGCAUCAGAGGGGAUCAGCUGCCCGAGCAGGUGUAGCUGUCAGUACCUGGAGGUGAACUGCAGCGGACAGCAGUUGCAGGAGUUCCCUGUGGAUAUCCCUCUGGACACCAGGCAGCUGAUUCUGGCAGCAAACAACGUCUCGUACCUGCCAGCAGUGGAAUUGAGCUUCCUGGCUGAUUUGGUCUAUCUGGACUGCAGAAAGAACCUCCUGGGGGAUGACCUGGAUUUCACUUUCAUUGGCGUGGCCAAGCUUGUCUAUCUAGACCUCAGCUUCAACAACCUCACACAAGUUACCUUCAGCACCUUCUCCCACCUCCUCAGCCUGGUGGUGCUGAAGAUCUCGGACAAUCCCAACCUUGUGACCAUCGAGAAGGAUGCUUUUGCCAACAACACCUGGCUAAGGCACCUGGAUGUGAGCCGGACAGGCUUAACCUUCCUGGACACCAGCACUGUCCGGGACUUGCCCAGCCUGAGGCUUCUGGGGCUCAGUGACAACCUGUGGCACUGCAACUGUUCCUUUUUGGAUUUCAUCACCUGGAUGACGGAGAGCGAUGUGCAUUUUCCAGAUGCUGACAACAUCACCUGCUACACCCCAGCAGGCCUGCAUGCCCUGAGGAUGCCAGCAGCAGAGGCACAGCUCCACUUCAGCUGCCUGACCCAGCUGUACAAGCAGGAUUAUGUCUUUCUGUGCCUCGUUGGCUUCUGCAUAUUCCUUGCUGGCACCAUGGCAGCCUGGCUGGCCGGCGUCUGUGCUGUCAUCUACGAGGCCCAUGCCUCAAAGGGAGAGGAAGAGGAGGAUGAGGAGGAAGACAUAGCCACUUAG
Messenger RNA from Pseudopodoces humilis (Tibetan ground-tit), 825 nucleotides. RefSeq names its product leucine rich repeat containing 52 (gene LRRC52). Gene Ontology annotation, molecular function: potassium channel activator activity; voltage-gated potassium channel activity; transmembrane transporter binding. The record is from RefSeq and is a predicted model, not a curated record. NCBI's taxonomy places the organism in Eukaryota, Metazoa, Chordata, Aves, Passeriformes, Paridae. Gene Ontology annotation, cellular component: voltage-gated potassium channel complex.